UUGGUAUUUGCGGUUUAGAUCAUCAGAUCUUACGCAGGACAUGAUCACCUUGUGAAAUAGGAAGUGAAGAGCAUUUUUCAUUCUGUUGUUUCAGGUUGCAGCUGCGUUGGGUUUCAGACGGUUUUACUCUUGUUUCUGCUGCUGAAACUGAUCAUGGAGCUUCUGUGGAUGAUCCUGCCGGUGUUUCUGGUCUGUGCCGAGGCUGAGAAUGUGACUGAGGUGAAGGCAGAGCUGGGUCAAAAUGUCACCUUAACCUGCUCUGUGGAGGUUUCAGACAUCUACUGGUACAUGGAGAUCCACAAUCAGUUGAGAGUGCAGAUCCUCCGCACUUUUGGUAAAACAGACGAUAAUCCCAGCUACUGUGAUCCUGAGUUCAAAACCAAAUAUUCAGUCCUGGAAAACAGACUUGUGAUUACAAAUGUCACUGCAGAGGACUUCAGGUGUUACUUUUGUGCAAAGAAGCAAAAUGACUGCAUUCAUUUUGAGGGAACUAUCAGCCUCGUCUCAGACUCCAUCACUCCGUCCAACGUCUCCAAAACAAACAACAACCAGCAGCGCAUUCAGGGAAUAUGGCAGAGUCAGACGAUUCUUUUCAGCUCGUUUGCCCUGAACGGCCUCCUCGUGUUAUUGGUAAUAGAGCAGAAGUAUAGAUUGCAGCUCGUUGGAUGUAAAGUUUAUAUUCUUGGAGGCGAGCGGUUUCCUCCUGACUGUGACUCACCUGACGCUCUGUUGGCAGGUUUGUGUUUAACAUCUCUGUAUCCGAAAAGUAAGAAAUCCAAAUGCCAGGUGAAUGAGCCUUCAUCUCCGACCUCUGGGAACCCGGAGGCACCACAGUAUGAGGAGAUCGAGCUGAGAGUCCCUCCAGCUACUGCUCAAAUGGACUGUAUUUAUUACAAGGUUCAGCUUCCUCAUUCCAUGCUGCCACAACACUGACAGAGCCUGAACACCUAGACGUUAUCUGGACACCUGGACGUUACCUGGAUGUUACAUGAACACCUGGACGUUACCUGAAUAUCUAGACAUUAUGGGGUCACCUGGACAUUACCUGAACACCUGGACGUUACCUGAACACCUGGACGCUAGUCCACUCACCUGUAGCACGCUAUAUAUGUUGACAUUCAAGCAGUUUCCAAGAAGUGAGAGGAUUCUCUGCUGAACUACCUCAAAGCAACAAUUUGCAGUACAAAAAGGGUUUAUUCUUACAGUCCAGGUGUGUCUGACACCUCACUGUGAGACACACCUGGACUGUUUUUGAACUGAUGGAAGGUUUUCUUUGAGUGAAGCCAUGACGGUGGAGAAAAUAUAGAAAAUCUGAUGAAUAUUAAGGCAGUUAAACUUUUUUUUUUUUGAGGUCCAAGCAUGGAGAGACUCUGCAGCAACUUUCAACCAAACCUGGUCAGGUAGGGAGGUAGGUUUAAGGUGGUUUAACAUUUACAGUGGCUGAGCCAGAGUUUAUGAUGGUGUUGUGAUCAUGCUAUUUUUAAUUUAUGAAAAACUUGGGGUUAUGUGUAUGUUUAUUUAUUUUUUCUUUCUUUGUAUCUCUGGAUGACUCAAACAAUUAUGGAACAAUAACACCUGUCAAAAAACUCUUAAGAAUCAAUCGUAACUGCUACAUCUGUGAAAAUGUCACCAAAAUGUAGGAAAAACAGAGAAGAAUCUUUUAUAUAGUGGCCAAAUGAUAAGUUUAUUAUUCUGUGAAAUUCAUGGAAACAGAUUUCUGCAAGGAAAACAAAAAUAAACGGAUAAAAAGGUAGUUAUGAUAAGUUAAUAUACUCAAAGUGGAAAGUAAGGUAAGUUAAAAUAAUAAUUUUUAUAAUUAAAAUAAUUUAUGAGAUACUCAUAAAUUAUUGAGUAUUAUAAUCGUACAUAUGU
Thunnus maccoyii (southern bluefin tuna) is the source of this 1872-nucleotide messenger RNA. RefSeq lists its product as uncharacterized. NCBI's taxonomy places the organism in Eukaryota, Metazoa, Chordata, Actinopteri, Scombriformes, Scombridae. The record is from RefSeq and is a predicted model, not a curated record. The transcript has 4 exons. Bases 154 to 933 code for a protein of 259 amino acids.